AUGGCCUCUCCACAGAUUCCCUUUCCGUCGUUCGACCACCUCCCUCUGCGCGAGGGGGACCCCCCAAACUCAGCCUGGGGGCUCUGGGGACGCGGCCCAGAGAGCGCAUUGGGCUCUCUCAACUACUUGACAAACGAUCUGGUUCUGAAAAAAAUCAAGGAAGAGGUGAAGACGGGCGAGCGGGUUGGUUUGAAUUUACCCCUUGACCUGUUCAACCCGCCGUUACUGGGACGAGCGGGCUUCGAGCAGAAAGUCAUUGAUAAGAACCCAUUGGUGGUAAAUGACGACGUUAUCAGCUUCAACACCCAAGGGAGCUCGCAAUGGGACAGCAUGCGACACUUUGCGUAUCAGCAUGACAAGAGGUUCUACAACGGCACCACGCAAGCUGAUAUUCAUGCCACUGCAUCCACAGUAAACAGCCUGCAGCCCUGGUGCGCUCGCGGACUCGCCGGUCGAGGAGUGCUCAUCGACUACGCAUCCUAUGCGCUGCGUCAGGGCAUCGAAAUCGACCACUUCGCCCAGCACGCGAUCUCGCUCAAGGACGUCCUGGAAAUCGCGCAGGACCAAGGGAUUGAGUUUCACCGCGGGGAUGUGCUGUUUCUACGCACCGGCUAUGUUGCAGCGUACAAGAAGCUCGAUGCAGCUGGGCGAGAGAGAGUCGCGGGCAUCCGCGAGUGGUGUGGCCUGUCUCAGUCGCGCGAGACGACCGAGUGGCUGUGGGAGCGACAGUUUGCUGCUGUAGCUAGUGACUCGCCUGGUUUUGAGGUUCGACCUCCAACUGAGAAGGAAUGGCAUCUGCACCCGAUUCUACUGGCAGGAUGGGGAACCCCGAUAGGCGAAUUGUUUGAUCUCGAUGUGCUGGCAGAGCAGUGCGCAAAGAACAAGCGCUGGUCUUUCUUUUAUACGUCGGCGCCGCUGAACUAUAGUGGUGCUGUGGCCUCGCCGCCGAAUGCGACAGCCAUCUUGUAG
Messenger RNA from Aspergillus versicolor CBS 583.65, 969 nucleotides. RefSeq lists its product as uncharacterized. The transcript has 5 exons. The coding region runs from base 1 to 969 and encodes 322 amino acids. The record is from RefSeq and is a predicted model, not a curated record. Gene Ontology annotation, molecular function: arylformamidase activity. Lineage: Eukaryota; Fungi; Ascomycota; Eurotiomycetes; Eurotiales; Aspergillaceae.